AUGAAUUUUGCACGUGGACUUCGUCUGCUACAAAACACCCACGUCUUUGCAAGGUCGCGGUUAUGUUGGGUGUUACGCUCCAAACUUUUACGUCACGGGAGACGUAUUUCUGUAUCAGCAUUGUUUGCAGCGCCAGUAGUUAAUUCAGCGUCACCUGAUGACAAAGAAAAGUUGAAGGGGCCAGAUGCCAACAAGCUGACACACUCCUAUCUGAUACGGAACGCUUGUGCGUUAUCCAUAGAUUCUGCGUCCGCUCUAUUCCAUCAGACUCUCAUAGCUCUGUUGGAUGCAGAGAAAGACUAUGCAGAGGCUGUGUAUGUACUUAUAAGUCUUCUUGACUUCCAUCUGUCAGCUCUAAAUUUUGAUGAAAAGGAGCAAAACAAGAUAUGGGAUCUGAUUGUCAACCAGAAGCAACUUGUGAACGAGAAGAAAGCGAACAAACAGGAACUUGAGCUUUUAUUCCUUUCAGUGGAGAAUGUCCUCAACAGUCUGGCACAGGCUGCCUUUCUGGCUGGCGCUGAGGUGUCAGCUAUCAGGACAGGUGAGGAGCUGUUCUCAUGUCAGUCACACUUGAGACAAGCCAGAGAGCUGUCCUCACAGGCCGAACAGAAACUCACAGAGAUGGACGUCAAAGUUAUCCAUGUCACCAGUGAACACGAAGAGAAAAAGAAGAAGGACCAGUCAGAAACUCCAGCGACGAUGAGGGAGGCUGAUAUUGUCUUGACUAACAGUGAUGAGAAUCAAUGAUAUUGCAUAUGUUUUGUAACAUUCUUGAUGUAUGCUCUUGUGGUGGCUAUUCCAGGCACCCUGGCUUCCUCCACAGUCAUAAUACACUGUGGGUUUGUAUAUAUAUUGGGGCCUUCAGUGGCUUAUGCAAAAAUUAGGGUCUUCUUUCAUAAAAUGUCUGUCAGUCAAAAAUUUCUGACUUUUCUCAGUGUUGUUUCUGAAAAAAUUCUAACCUAACUUAAUAUGCAUAACAUUAUGCAGAUAUCAUACCAUCUUAUUCACGGCCUGCUGGGAUGAUGAAGCAAAGCUGUUCGUUUAAUUCCCAGUCUUCAUAUGGAGACAGAUACAUGUAGAACCCAAUCUGACUUGAUGUCACUAUUCCCAGUUAAAUGUCCACAUGGGUUGGCCAUAGGGGGAAAUGUUUCCGGGGAAAAUGUCCACUGGGCAUUGGCCACUGGGUGAAAUGACCCAGGGGGAAAUGUCCACGGGGAUUGGCCAUAGGGGGAAAUGACUCAGGGGAAAAUGUCCACAGAGAUUGGCCAUAGGGGGAAAUGUCCUCUGGGGAUUGGCUAUGAGGGAAAUGACCCAGGGGGAAAUGUCCAUAGGGGGAAAUGACCCAUUGGAAAAUGUU
Messenger RNA from Liolophura sinensis, 1357 nucleotides. RefSeq lists its product as uncharacterized. NCBI's taxonomy places the organism in Eukaryota, Metazoa, Mollusca, Polyplacophora, Chitonida, Chitonidae. The coding region runs from base 1 to 747 and encodes 248 amino acids. The record is from RefSeq and is a predicted model, not a curated record. Gene Ontology annotation, cellular component: mitochondrion. The transcript has 5 exons. Gene Ontology annotation, biological process: neuron apoptotic process; intrinsic apoptotic signaling pathway in response to oxidative stress.